Anguilla rostrata (American eel) is the source of this 2605-nucleotide messenger RNA. Its product is annotated as mucin-5AC-like. Lineage: Eukaryota; Metazoa; Chordata; Actinopteri; Anguilliformes; Anguillidae. The record is from RefSeq and is a predicted model, not a curated record. The transcript has a single exon. The coding region runs from base 95 to 2605 and encodes 836 amino acids.
UCCAAUUACAACAUCUGUUCCAACUACAACUGCAGCAGCACCCACAACCAUUGCUAAAACGACAAGUGCAGCAGCACCACCAACAACAGCCAAGAUGACAAGUGAAGCUCCAACCCCAACAAGAGCUCACACAAUGACUGCAGCAGCACACACAACAAUUGCUCCAGGUACAAGUGCAGCACCAAUGACAACAAUUUCCCCAACAAUAAGUGCAGCUCCAAUCACAACAACUGUUCCAACUACAGCUGCCGCUGCACCCACAACCAUUGCUAAAACGACAAGUGCAGCACCACCAACAGCUGCCCAGACAACAAGUGAAGCUCCUACCACAACAGUUACUCCAAUUGCAAGUGCAAUCGCAUCAACAACAAUUGGCCCAACAACAAGAGUAACUCCAACCCCAACAAUUGAAGGAACUACAAGUCCAGCUCCAGGCACAACAUUUACUCCAACAACAAGUGCAGUUUCAGCCACAACAGGUUCUCCACCUACAAGUGAAGCUCAAACCACAACAAUUGCUCCAACUACAACUGCAGCAACACACACAACAACUGCUCCAACUACAACUGCAGCUGCACCCACAACCAUAGCUAAAACGACAAGUGCAGCACCACCAACAACAACUGUCCACACAUCAAUUGAAGCUCCUACCACAAAAAUUGCUCCGAUUGCAAGUGCAAUCCCAUCAACAACAAUUGGCCCAACAACAAGAGCACCUCCAACCCCAACAAUUGAAGAAACGACGAGCGCAGCCCCAGGCACAACAAGUGGUCCAACAACAAGUGCCGUUACAGCCACAACAGGUAUUCCACCAAGAAGUAAAGCUCCAACCACGACAAUUUCUCACACAACAACUGCAGCAGAAUACACAACCAUUGUUCCAGCUACAAGUGCCGCACCACUGACAACAAUUUCCCCAACAACAAGUGCAGCUCCAAUCACAGCAUCUGCUCCAACUACGACUGCAGCUGCACAGACAACAAUUGCUCCAGCUACAAGUCCAGCUCCAAUCACAACAACUCCUCCAACUGCAACUGCAGCAGCACCCACAACCAAAGCUAAAACGACAACUGCAGCACCACUGACAACAAUCGCCCCAACAGCAAGUGCAGCUCCAAUCACAACAUCUGCUCCAACUACAACUGCAGCAGCACCCACAACCAUUGCUAAAACGACAAGUGCCGCACCACCAACAACAACUGCCCACACAACAAUUGAAGCUCCUACCACAACAACUGCAAGUGCAACCCCAUCAACAACAAUUGGCCCAACAACAAGAGCAGCUCCAACCCCAACAAUUGAAGGAACUACAAGUCCAGCUCCAGGCACAACAAUUACUCCAACAACAAGUGCAGUUUCAGCCACAACAGGUUCUCCACCUACAAGUGAAGCUUCAACCGCAACAAUUGCUCCAACUACAACUGCAGCAACACACACAACAACUGCUCCAACUACAACUGCAGCUGUAUCCACAACCAUUGCUAAAACGACAAGUGCCGCACCACCAACAACAACUGCCCAGACGACAAGUGAAGCUCCAACCUCAACAAGUGCAGUUCCAGCCUCAACAGGUAUUCCACCAAGAAGUAAAGCUCCAACUACGACAAUUCCUCACACUACAACUGCAGCAGAAUACACAACCAUUGCCUCAACAAGUGCAGGUCAAAUCACAACUGUUCCAACUACAACUGCAGCUGCACAGACAACAAUUGCUCCAGCUACAAGUCCAGCUCCAAUCACAACAACUCCUCCAACUGCAACUGCAGCAGCACCCACAACCAUAGCUAAAACGACAAAUUCCGCACCACCAACAGCUGCCCAGACAACAAGUGAAGCUCCAACUACAACAAUUUCUCACACUAAAACGGCAGCAGCACACACAACAAUUGCUCCAGCUACAAGUGCAGCACCACUGACAACCAUUGCCUCAACAAGUGCAGGUCAAAUCAAAACAACUGCUCCAACUACAACUGCAGCAGCACCCACAACCAUAGCUAAAACGACAAGUGCAGCACCACCAACAACAGCUGCCCACACAACAAUUGAAGCUCCUACCACAACAGUUGCUCCAAUUGCAAGUGCAACCCCAUCAACAACAAUUGGCCCAACAACAAGAGCAACUCCAACCCCAACAAUUGAAGGAACUACAAGUCCAGCUCCAGGCACAACAAUUACUCCAACAACAAGUGCAGUUUCAGCCACAACAGGUUCUCCACCUACAAGUGAAGCUCCAACCACAACAAUUUCUCACACUAAAACUGCAGCAGCACACACAACAAUUGCUCCAGCUACCAGUGCAGCACCACUGACAACCAUUGCCUCAACAACUGCAGGUCAAAUCAAAACAACUGCUCCAACUACAACUGCAGCUGCACAGACAACAAUUGCUCCAGCUACAAGUCCAGCUCCAAUCACAACAACUCCUCCAACUGCAACUGCAGCAGCACCCACAGCCAUAGCUAAAACGUCAAGUUCCGCACCACCAACAACAACUGCCCACACAUCAAUUGAAGCCCUCCACAAAAGUGCACACCACUGCAACUGCCAACAUGCCAUCAACAAACAACUUGCCCAACACAACCAAGAGCACGCCAACCCAACUUAA